Molecule: messenger RNA, 1347 nt
Organism: Helianthus annuus (common sunflower)
Lineage: Eukaryota; Viridiplantae; Streptophyta; Magnoliopsida; Asterales; Asteraceae
Exons: 2
Coding region: 15-875 (286 amino acids)
Source: RefSeq, a predicted model, not a curated record
ACCGCUUUGCCCUUAUGGACGAUCAUGUUAGUGCUGGGGUUCAUUUCUUUGCCACCUCGCAAGAAAUUCUUCGCGAGUGGCGGUCGAUGGGGGAAGAGACUCUUGCGUUUGAGGAGGCGAAGAAGUCGUUUGCUGAAGAGAGGGAAAAGUUUAACGCUAAGAAGAAGGGUUUGCAGUGGAGGGUUGCUGAAGCCGAGCGGAAGCUUGAAGAGCAGAAACAGUUAAAUGAGCAAAAACAGAAAGAUUGGGAGUCUGCGUGUGCGCGUACGAAUUUGGAGAUGCAAUCGCAGCGUGAUGCCAUCGUGCGGUUAUCUGGUGAUAAGACGGCCCUUGCUGAAGAGGCGCAGCAGGCGCGUGUUGCUGCUGAGAAAAAGGAGAAGGAGUAUGUUGCUCGAGUUGACAAACUGGAACUUCUUGCUCAGGAGAAAGCUGCUGAGUGUGAGACUGCUCAGCGCCUACUUGCUGAGAAGGCGGCUGAAUGUCAAGCUUCUGAGCUUCUUUCCGAGGAGGCCUCAGCUGAUAGUAGGUGGUUGCUUUCCCGUGGCGUUCCUUUGCUUGCUGAUCGUAUCUUGCAUUCUUCUGAGCUUGCCCGCUAUAUGUUUGAGUUGGGUAGGGCAGGGUAUAAUAGUGGGCGCAAGUUUGGGUAUGCUGAAGGCAGGUUUGCAGCUGUCAACAAUGAGAAGGAUUACCACUUUGAGUUAUAUAAAGAGGAUUGUGACGGUGCUUAUGCUGCUAAGCGCCAAGAAUUUUCGAUGCUUGAUUUUGCUGUUGUUCGGGCCGCUGGGAAGUUGGCUCACAAAGUGGAUGGAGUAGCCUUAUUGAAGAAAGCUUUGGGAGAAGAUGGAGAUGCAUCAGGAGGUGCUGGCCCUAGUUAGACCUGUUGUGCGGAUUCCGGCCUGUGUGCCGUGUAUAGCCUUGAAUAGGCUUGUAAUGACGGUUGCCUUAAGACAAUUUAAACUUUGUUUACCUGUGGGUGUGUGUACUUUGGAUUUUUGUAAACAUUUUAUUGCUUAUUUCUCUGGUUAUGCAGAUUUUGUUGUCGUCACAAUAUGUGCAUGUUUAAUUACUUUGAUCAGGUGUCACGAAUGAAUGAUGGCGCUGACAGGUGAUGUUGUGUUAGUACAACGUUUUUAUUCUGUCGUUUAAGUAUGUGCGCUUGGGUGUGACAUACGAAGUGAUCGAGUUGCAGGUUAUUGUGUGAGCUCAGCUGUGAUCAGCCUUGGGAGCGUUACAAUGUUUGAUCACCUUUCUAUCGAUUUUUUCGUGUUUAUUGUGGGCACGAAGUUAAGUUUUGGCGUUUUGUAGGCUUUGGUUGUGUUUCUGACCCGGCUGUUCACUUGGUUGUGA